CCCGCGCGCGACCUCGCGAUCGCUCUCUCGGACGUUAUGGGUGGCGCCCAGGGCUCCGACAGCAAGCUGCAGGCGACCAUCAAGCGCCUCCAUGAGGCGGCGGGCUUGGAUACAGGCAAUGGCGAACGGUUGGAGGACAAUCCAGUAAUUAAGAAAAUGAAGGCAGAGUUCGCGGAGAUGCAGGGACACAUCAAGAACCAUGGCGAUCAGCUCGCCAGCAUCCAGCAGUCCGCCUCUACCACAUCAGAUGAUGUAAGUGCGCUUCGUAGCUUGCUCGAGGGCAACUUCGGCGGCCAUGGUGGUAAAGGCAGUUGGAAUGCUCCUAACGGUAAGGGUCUCGGCAAAGGUCAAGAUCACGGUGGUCCUCCGGCAGGUGUGCAGGACGUCCACGAGAACGGGCCCGUCAUGUGCAACAUGAUGACUAAGCAGACGCACGAGACCGCUCUAUCGUUCAUUGGUGUGUCGAAAGAUCGUGCUGAUGUAUCGUCUUGGGCUCAGACAGUUCCCGAAGGUGGACUUCCCUACUUGGCCUGGUGGACGGAGAUCGGCAAGAAGAAGGGGCUCGACCAGUGGCGCCGUAAGCUCAAGUCGCUCGGUGCCAGCGACGCGCAGGUGGACGGCAAAGAUUUGGCGGUCCUGGGCACGCUCUUGUUUCAGCUUCUCGACAAGGACGGGGAGUGGGCGGAUACCGCCAUGCAGCAGGCGCCUCCCGCAGCAUGA
Molecule: messenger RNA, 720 nt
Organism: Prorocentrum cordatum
Lineage: Eukaryota; Dinophyceae; Prorocentrales; Prorocentraceae
Source: the annotation of a GenBank genome assembly